AUGGUUGAAAGCAUGUCGUAUGACAUUUAUUUCAGAAUAAGAAUUGUCAUUUUCAGUCCCUUUUUGAAAGUUACUAAGAAUGGGGGUGGGGUCACCUGGAAUUGCUGUCUUGUGGGCUGGAGAGCCUUCCAGUCCAACUGCUGUUUUAAUGACAGCAAGACGUGGGCUCAGAGUGAAAGACACUGUAUGGGGACAGGGGCUCAUCUGGCCACCAUCAGCACAGAAGCUGAGCAGAACGUUAUCACUCAAUUUUUGGAGCGAUUUUCAUAUUUCCUGGGACUUACAGAUGAGAACCUUGAAGGCCAGUGGCAUUGGGUGGACAAGACACCAUUGAACCCACAGAUGGUAUUCUGGCACGAGAGUGAACCCAACAACUACCAGAAAGAAAAAUGUGUUGUCUUUGUUAAUGACAAAGACAAAUGGGCCUGGAAUGAUUUUCCUUGUGACUUUAAGACAAGUAGCAUUUGUAAGAUACCUGGAGCAGCAUUCAACAAGAAGCCUAGGAAGGGGUCCCUGUUAUGAGGACAGAAAAGAAGAACCAAUUAGACUAGGGAAGAAUGUACAUGCAUCGUGGGAACAGAGAAAACAUUCUCAGUCAUAGAACAUUUUCAGUCAUGAUGGCCUUCGUUAUUCUUGUUUAAUUCAUUCAAGAUAAUGUGCUUUUGUAUAGUGUUUUGGUGGAAAAAAUCAUAUUUUUCUGUGAGAAUCAAUUUUCAUUAACUUUGCUUUCUUGAUAGUAUUUCAAGGUAUUUACUUUUCAGUUAGUGUGUAUUGAUUAACGUAUCUAAGAGUAGCUUGAAUGGUGAAAUCUAUAAGUCAUUGUUUCCUCUGCUCCAAUUCUUAGCUCUUAAAGUUCAAAGGUGGGAUAUUCCUACUGGUAGUGGUGUAUCAUUGUUUUUAACCCAAAUAUCACAAACUCUUUAAAGUUUUUAAGCAACAUUUUUAUUGUCUGAUGCUUCAUUUUCAGACUUCUUAAUAGUAUGCCAUUAGAUUGAAAUUCCGUGAGCAAAAUAUUUUCUGAAUAACAGAAUAGAAUAGUUAGAAUUAUGGUAUUGCCCAGGUAGAAAAAAAAGUCUAUUUACCUUUUCAAAAAUUUACUUCUUACUCCACUUUAAAAGUCUUCCCAUAGUGGGGAGUCUCAAGCUGACUUAAUUUCUUUUUGAGUGGAAAAGUCCCUUACAGGCCACCUUUACCAAACUCCUUUAAUUCUAUAGCUGUGGACACAAAACCCUUGGGAAGCCAAAGAGCUCACCUUCACAUGUCUAGUGUAUGACAGAAACAGGACUAUGGCCCAGAUCUACCUUUCAUAGCAAGUGAAAUGUGUUCCCUUUGGUAUUAUGGGAGAGUUACUGGAGGUGCUGUGGCCUCUUGGCUAAAAGGUAAUAGUUCUUAAUUAUUCUUGCAACAUUGUAUUAGUGUUUCUGUGUUUUUAAUUUGAAUCAGAAAAACAUUAUAUUUUCAAUCCAUUUAUGUAAAUUGUUAGCAAGCUUCUUUAGAGCUAUAAAGCUGCAAUUCAAACUAGCAAGGAAAUCAUGGCUUUAACAACCUGAAGUUAUGCGUUUGCGAUGUGUGUAGUUUUAAUUGUGAAGCAGUCACGUCCAACGUCAACAAAAUAAGGCUGUCUUCUUACAUACAUUCAUUUUGCUGACGUUUCCUGCAUCCAAGCUAAAAAAUUUCAAGCGACAGCUUUUUAACCUAACUUCCUUACCACUAUUUUUAAAAACAGUAUUUAUUCUGUAAAUUAGUGAUCUUGUAAGUUUGGAAUAUUAGUGUUUGAUUGAUUGAUUGAUUAUGUGUGUGUCUGUGUUUAAACCUGAUACUUUUAACUGAAAUAGCACCAAGUGACUUUAACUGUUAGCCAUAAAUUACAUAGCACAAAUCUACAAAACCUGUUGAAAUAAAUUUAUGUAAAUGAUAAUAGGCUUGUAUAGUUAAUAUUAUCCAUUUUUCAUUUGUAUAAGACUGUAUUUAAAGAUUCAGUUGUCAAUAAAAUAUGACCUGUUUGUGAUUUUAUA
This is a messenger RNA of Delphinapterus leucas (beluga whale), 2015 nucleotides long. Lineage: Eukaryota; Metazoa; Chordata; Mammalia; Artiodactyla; Monodontidae. The record is from RefSeq and is a predicted model, not a curated record.